Messenger RNA from Suncus etruscus (white-toothed pygmy shrew), 1228 nucleotides. RefSeq names its product glutathione S-transferase omega 1 (gene GSTO1). Lineage: Eukaryota; Metazoa; Chordata; Mammalia; Eulipotyphla; Soricidae. Gene Ontology annotation, biological process: glutathione metabolic process; L-ascorbic acid metabolic process. Bases 160 to 885 code for a protein of 241 amino acids. The transcript has 6 exons. Gene Ontology annotation, molecular function: glutathione dehydrogenase (ascorbate) activity; glutathione transferase activity. Gene Ontology annotation, cellular component: cytoplasm. The record is from RefSeq and is a predicted model, not a curated record.
GAGGUGUGGCCGGGUUUGGGGGACGAGCUGGUGCAGCCCCGGGCCCGUCUUUCCCGGAGAAGAAGGGAGGGAGGAAGGCUUCAAGGAUCCACCUACUUCCUGCUCGCCCGGAGCUCGGCCUGCGCCGCACCGUACCGCACCGCACCGCACCGCACCGCAAUGUCGGGAGGGUCAGCCCGGAGCUUGGCCAAGGGUAGCGCGGCCCCGGGGCCGGUCCCCCAAGGCCUAAUUCGCGUCUACAGCAUGAGGUUCUGCCCGUUCGCCAAGAGGACGCUCCUGGUCCUGAAGGCCAAGGGGAUCGAGCAUGAAAUCAUCAACAUUAACCUGAGAAAUAAGCCUGAGUGGUUCUUUGAGAAGAACCCCUUCGGUAUGGUACCAGUUCUGGAAAACAGUCAGGGACAACUCAUCUGUGAAUCUGCCAUCACGUGUGAAUACCUGGAUGAGGCCUACCCUGAGAAGAAGCUGUUUCCAGCAGAUCCCUAUGAGAAGGCACGCCAAAAAAUGACCUUCGAACUAUUUUCUAAGGUACCAUCUUUGAUAGGAAGCAUUGUUCGAAGUAAGACUAAGGAAGAUCGCAUCAGCCCGAAAGAACAAUUAUGCAAAGAAUUUGGCAAUCUAGAAGAGGUUCUGGCCAAUAAGAAGACGACCUUCUUUGGGGGCAGUUCUCUUUCUAUGAUUGAUUACCUCAUGUGGCCCUGGUUUGAACGGCUGGACGUACUGGAGCUAAAUGAGUGUUUAGACCAUGCUCCAAAACUCAAGGUUUGGAUGGCGGCUAUGAGGGAGGACCCUGCAGUAUCAGCACUCCUCAUUGAUCCACAGAUCAUGCGUGGGUACCUCAGUCUCUAUGUGCAGAAUGAUCCCCAAGCCUUUGACUACGGGCUCUAAUGGAGGCAGGAGUCAGCAAAGAAGACAUGUCUUACAUUUCCAUUAUUGGUAUUAAAAAAAAAGUUAGUUUAUAUCUUGCCGAAUUUGCUCACAUUUCACUGAACCACCUUGUCAGGUUUGACUCAGACCAGUUGUGGGGUUUUCUCCAGGCCCUCCUACAGGAAUGUAAACUCUUCCUGUCUAAGGGUGCUCUCUGGGUUCUAGCAUGUCUACACCCUCAAGUAAGAACUGGGUGUCUAGAUUUCUAAUUCAUUUGAGGAUAGUUUCACUUGCAUAACUGGAUCUAUGCCCAAGUUUAGUCUGGGUUCAGGAUUAAUAAACUUGCUUUCUUUCCAAUUAUCAA